CUUUCGCUAACGGAUACCGCAGACUCACGUGGUGAAAACGUGUUUCUUCUGACGCAAAUAGACCAGUUGGUAACCUCAAGCCACUAAACAUCCAACUUACAGCCGACCUACCAAUCGUGACCACUAUCUCGCGUACUCCGCGAGUUCUAGAACUCAACGGUUGCAUGAUGUCAUUUACUGCGAUAAGUCCAGAAGGACCUCCCCUACCUGCUGCGGUUCUAGGCAAAAACGUCGCACUGUAUCUCUGUGAAACGAGUCUUGAGUAUCUUGCAUCGCGGUACUCCGCGUUAACGCUAUUAGCGUCUCUUGCCGUGUACUGGCGAUCCUGUGUUAAAUAAUAUACAGUGUGUGCGUUAUUUCUCGCUAUUUGGAUCCAGAGUGCCUUCCCCACAGGACCCCACUUGUGCCCCCAUACAUCCCAUAGAGCUUGUUUACAGCAAGUAAUUCGCUAGGUCUCCAGAACAGUGCACAUCUCAAUGCAUUCCUUUUCAAGUUCGUCUGUGAUUGAGACGGCACUUCCGGUACCGCUUAGGAAGAAUGUAGAGAAACCGGUGAUGAAGACGGGGUUCCUGACGCCGCACAAGUUCACUAUUUGUGUGCUCAUUGAGCUCUAUGCUUAUCAUGUUUUGUCCUCUGAAGGUGUCCAACAGCUCUUCGACAUGAUUCUUGAGUACUAUACGGCAGAAGCAUUUCAUCCUCAGACACUCGCCUAUAUCAACAGUGUCACAAAGGAGCUGUCUUCAAGCAGCUCAGAGUGCAGUGUUUAUGAUUUGUUGCACCAGAGGCUUUGGAACUUUCAUGGAUUCGAGGAUUUGUACGAGUUCUUCAUGGGCCUACGAGUGCUUCUGGCUGCACCGGGUGAACAACCAGCAGAACAAUCACAAGAGGAUCAUUUGAUGUUUGCUCCUUCAUCUGUUCUUUCUGUAUUUUUGAGGAAAUGUAUUACGGAGUUUCGCUCUUUUUCCUUUGAACAAGAAGUUCAGUUUUUUAAAAGCUUUCUUUCUUACAGAGCACCGUCUGUCGAAUUUUCACGCGACGGUGAAGCACUGUGCGAGGUUAACAUUCGGCAUGAGCUAAAAAAUUUAGCAUCCAACCCAACAUUGUUGUCCCUUGUAUUGAAUGACAUUCCUGAUUGCCAUUCCACAAUGGAUAUGGAUUCCCUGGACCAGUUCUUGAUCCAACAUUUGCAACGUUUUGGUGCGAAUGUGCCCUCUGAGAUUGAAAAACGUUACAUUCAAAUGCUCAAUCCGAGAAAUCUCAACACCUCAAACACGUGUUAUGUAAAGUUUCUGACCGCUUGGCGGAACGGUGAUUACCAACAAUCGAUAGAAUACCUAUUUGGUUAUUUUGAUCAUGUCAUGCAACACAACGAAUACGCCUCGUAUCAGUAUGCCCUGCUGAAUUUGGCUAUGUUGCAGGCUGAUUUUGGCUGUCGCGAUAAGGCUUACCGGGCGAUUGAAGAUGCCAUUAAUACAGCACGAGAGAAUAAUGAUACGGCCUGCCUUAACUUCGCGCUUGCUUGGUUAUAUGAGUUUCAACAACAACAGGAAAUGCCUGAUCAUGUCAAGCAAGCAGAUCCCGAGCGUAUUCUUCAGUAUUUGUCUAAAAGCUCCCAAAGAACCGGUGCUUCCGAACUGCAAUGCACUUCAUAUUUAAUGCACGUGGAUAAUUUACUUCGGGAAAACACUUGUCUAACGACCAUAUUUUCCGACUUUUUUAAAGCAACAGCUUUACAGAAUGUCUGCAAAUCAACUCAAUGUCUAGCAACGAUGACCGUCCAGCGGGCAACUGUUUGGGAACGACUGUGUAAUUCGUCUUAUGGCACGUUGUUGUUGGAAACUUACCUUGCGUAUUGUACGAACAAGGCGAAUGUAAUUGAUAAAACGGCUAUAUACAUAAAAAAGGCACAGAAAAAGGCAUUGCUGGGUGAUUGGGAAGCGGCACACGUUACGCUCGAGAGUGCUCGGGGCCAUGCACAAUGGUCUUUUCAAGCAAACAGAAAAUUCGAGUAUGAGUUGUUGCUACUAAAAUUGGAGAAAUCCAUUAAUGAGCAAAAUUUCCGUUGUGCAGCUAGGAUUCUUAAGUCUAUUAGUGGAGUUCAAUACGAGCGAGGAGCGUUUGAUCGUUUGACGCUGUUGUCUAUUCGCUACGACAUGGCGUUAGGUAAUUUCAGUCGGGCAAUGGAUGCUAUUGACGACCUUUCUUUGUCGAAUGAAUGGCAGAGCUGCUUACCGAGAUUGGAACUGAAAAAGCUUAAAAUCGAGAUUUAUCUGCAAACCGGCAUGCGGAAAAGAGUACUAGUGGAGGCAAUUGAUUUCAUUAAGCUAGCGGCAAAACACAACUUCCGGGUAUAUUUCUUACAUGGGCUUUGCCUUCUCGUAUUGUGUGCAUCCAUGAAAUGCAGAAAAGCUGAAUACUUGUUGAACUCAAUUAUGCCAGACAUUCUUGUUUCAGAGAAUAAAGAGCUUUGUGCCCUAGCUUUCUACACCUUAGCUACGCUGUAUAGCUUAAACUUUGAGCGUCUUCAGCCAACCAAGGCGUUUGUCUUAAGUUUAUACAAUGCUUCGUACGAAGCUUACCGUUCUUGUUGUAUGAUUAAAAAGCAAAAGGAUGUUUUUCGAGCCAAGAUAUUGUUUCUUCGAAGCGUACAAGACGAAAGCCUUGAUCAGUACGUGGAGGAAUAUCGAAAUAUGUUUUUCUCAGAUGGUUUAGAGCGUUUCGAAAACGAGACAUCUGAAGUUACAGCCACUGUUUGAAAAAAAAAGUUUCAUUACUAAAAAGGAUGACUUUUCCUACCGGUUUUUUACGAAAGGGUAACCUCAAACGCGGCCCCGAACGUUAUAUUACUCGGUAAUGAAACAAAGAGCGGUUCCCCCUCUGACACUUAUGAACGUUAAUGAACACGAUAAUGAAUAUGGUUAGACAAUACUAUGACUGAAACAUCAUUAUUGACUGUGGAUAUAAACAUCAU
Molecule: messenger RNA, 2971 nt
Organism: Schizosaccharomyces japonicus yFS275
Lineage: Eukaryota; Fungi; Ascomycota; Schizosaccharomycetes; Schizosaccharomycetales; Schizosaccharomycetaceae
Product: anaphase-promoting complex subunit Apc5
Exons: 10
Coding region: 477-2756 (759 amino acids)
Cellular component (GO): anaphase-promoting complex
Source: RefSeq, a predicted model, not a curated record